This is a messenger RNA of Raphanus sativus (radish), 1729 nucleotides long. Its product is annotated as cytochrome P450 94B3. Lineage: Eukaryota; Viridiplantae; Streptophyta; Magnoliopsida; Brassicales; Brassicaceae. The record is from RefSeq and is a predicted model, not a curated record. Gene Ontology annotation, molecular function: heme binding; monooxygenase activity; oxidoreductase activity, acting on paired donors, with incorporation or reduction of molecular oxygen. The transcript has a single exon. Bases 62 to 1576 code for a protein of 504 amino acids.
UCACAUUCACAAAUCCUCUCAAGAAGCUCACAACGAAAAAUAAAAAAGAAACAAAAAAAAAAUGUCAUUUCUUAUGAGCUUUUUUAUUAUAGCGUUUCUUAUGAUCAUCACCUCGAUCCUUUCAUCGUUUUCAACUAAGAAAACUCAAGAAGCUAAGGUAAAUGGACCGCCGUCGUAUCCACUCAUCGGCUCCAUACUCUCUUUCAACAAAAACCGUCACCGUCUUCUCCAGUGGUACACCGAACUCCUCCGUCUCUCUCCGUCGCAAACCAUCACAAUCCCUCUCCUCGGAAACCGUCGUACCAUCGUCACAACAAACCCGGAAAACGUCGAAUAUAUUCUCAAAACAAACUUCUUCAACUUCCCGAAAGGCAAACCUUUCACCGACCUCCUCGGUGAUCUCCUCGGGAAAGGCAUUUUCAACGUAGACGGUCACUCGUGGAGCUCGCAACGCAAACUCGCUAGCCACGAGUUCUCGACUCGCUCGCUGAGGAGUUUCGCUUUCGAGGUUCUUAGAGAAGAAGUCGAAACCCGUAUCGUACCGGUUCUUUCGACAACAGCUGAUGUCGGCGCGACCGUGGACUUGCAAGACGUUUUGAAACGUUUUGCUUUCGAUGUUGUUUGUAAAGUCUCGCUGGGCUGGGACCCGGAUUGUUUGGAUUUGACCCGACCCGUUAACCCGCUCGCGGAGGCGUUUGAUGCCGCGGCUGAGAUAAGUGCUCGCCGUGCCACGGAGCCUCUUUACGCUGUUUGGAAGGUGAAGCGUGUGUUGAACGUGGGAAGCGAGAGGAGGUUGAGAGAAGCGAUUAGGACAGUACACGAGUUGGUUUCCGAGAUUGUCAGAGCUAAGAGGAAGUCUAUCGAGAUAGGGACCGGACAAGAAGCCAAACAAGAUCUUCUGUCGAGGUUUCUAGCGGCAGGACACGAGAGCGAAGCGGUGAGGGACAUGGUUAUUAGUUUCAUCAUGGCGGGAAGGGAUACUACGUCAGCGGCGAUGACGUGGCUGUUUUGGUUGUUGUCUGAAAACGAUGACGUGGUUAGGAAGCUAUUAGAGGAAGUGGAGCCGUUUAUGAGUCUAGGGUUAGGGUUUGAGGAUUUGAAAGAGAUGAGUUACAUGAAGGCUUGUUUGUGUGAAGCCAUGAGGCUUUAUCCACCAGUGUCGUGGGACUCUAAGCAUGCUGCGAACGACGACGUUUUGCCCGACGGGACUCGUGUCAAGAAAGGAGAUAAGGUGACUUAUUUCCCGUACGGCAUGGGGAGGAUGGAGAAUUUGUGGGGGAAGGACUGUGAGGAGUUUAAGCCGAACCGGUGGUUUGAUUCUGAACCCGUUUUAAAACCUGUUAGUCCUUUCAAGUUUCCGGUUUUUCAGGCAGGACCGAGGGUUUGUGUUGGAAAGGAGAUGGCGUUUAUGCAGAUGAAAUAUGUUGUUGGUUCUGUUUUGAGUCGGUUUGAGAUUAUACCGGUUAGUAAGCACAAGCCGGUUUUUGUUCCUCUCUUGACGGCUCAUAUGGCUGGGGGACUCAAGGUGAAGAUCAAGAGGAGAGAAGUCAAAGUCACAUCCUUGACUACAUUUUAAUAGAAUAAUGUAAAAUGAGUGGAUUUAUAUACUAAAAACUAGAAACUAGCGAUCGGUUAAAGACAUAUAACCAAACAAAAUUGGAUUGAGCAACCCGAUCAUAACCCAUACAAAAGCCAAGUGAAAUGUGAAUGAAAUGAUCUUUUGAUAUAA